Molecule: messenger RNA, 1690 nt
Organism: Corylus avellana
Lineage: Eukaryota; Viridiplantae; Streptophyta; Magnoliopsida; Fagales; Betulaceae
Product: putative indole-3-pyruvate monooxygenase YUCCA9
Biological process (GO): auxin biosynthetic process
Molecular function (GO): flavin adenine dinucleotide binding; NADP binding; N,N-dimethylaniline monooxygenase activity
Source: RefSeq, a predicted model, not a curated record
UCCAACAACAAAGCUCUCAACUUGCAAACCUCAAACCUCAAAAGACAAAACACUUUCUUGUUUCACAAGCUCCCAAGUUGUCACUUUGAUCCUCUUACAACUCUACUUCAACUGUCCCAAAACCUGUGCUAAUUCUGUUUCAUACCCUCUGUUCUGUGAACAAUGGAGAACUUGCUUCGUCUUGCUGAUCACGAAGACUUCUUCUCUCGCCGGUGCGUUUGGGUGAACGGUCCGGUGAUAGUCGGAGCUGGGCCGUCCGGGCUAGCCACGGCGGCUUGCCUUAGAGAACAAGGAGUGCCCUUUGUUGUGCUUGAAAGAGCAGAGUGCAUAGCGUCUCUGUGGCAGAAGCGCACCUACGACAGGCUGAAGCUCCACCUUCCCAAGCAAUUCUGCCAGCUCCCCAAGUUCCCUUUCCCUGAAGACUUUCCCGAAUACCCAACAAAGAAACAAUUCAUAGACUAUCUUGAGUUGUAUGCUAAGCGCUUCGAGAUCAACCCGCGUUUCAACGAGAGCGUUCAGUCGGCUCGGUACGACGAGACUAGUGGGCUGUGGCGCGUCAAGACGGCUGAAGCUGAAUACAUUUGCCACUGGCUUGUGGUGGCCACCGGCGAAAAUGCCGAGUGUGUGACGCCUGACAUUCAAGGACUAACCGAGUUUUCCGGCGAAGUUAUACACGCCUGUGACUACAAGUCCGGGGAAAAGUUCAAGGGAAAGAAAGUGCUUGUUGUGGGGUGUGGAAAUUCAGGCAUGGAAGUUUCUCUUGAUCUCUGCAACCACAAUGCCUCACCUUCCAUGGUGUGUCGUAGCUCGGUUCAUGUCUUGCCAAGAGAGAUUCUUGGGAAAUCUACAUUUGAAUUGGCGGUUUUGCUGAUGAAAUGGCUACCCCUUUGGCUGGUUGACAAGCUGCUGUUGAUUUUCGCGUGGUUGGUGCUCGGGAACAUUGAGAAAUACGGGCUAAAAAGGCCGGCAACCGGCCCUUUGGAGUACAAGAACACCAUGGGAAAGACCCCCGUCUUGGAUAUUGGUGCAUUGGAGAAAAUCAGAUCCGGUGACAUUAAGGUUGUUCCUGGAAUCAAGAGGUUUUCACGUGGACAAGUUGAGCUUGAUAAUGGGGAAAAGCUUGAUGUUGAUUCAGUUGUUCUGGCCACUGGAUAUCGCAGCAAUGUCCCAUCUUGGCUUCAGGAAGGUGAAUUCUUCUCCAAGAAUGGGUUUCCAAAGGCACCAUUCCCACAUGGGUGGAAAGGAAAUGCUGGGCUCUAUGCAGUUGGGUUCACAAGGAGAGGGCUCUCUGGUGCAUCUUCAGAUGCCAUGAGAAUAGCACAAGACAUUGGCCAGGCCUGGAAAGAGGAAACAAGGCAAAAGAAGCAAACCACCGCUUGUCAUAGAAGAUGCAUCUCACAGUUCUAAAACCAUGGGGAUUUCAAGUUAACCUGAUCCGGUGGUUCCUGUUUGUUUACUGAGAUUUUUGUAGACUGUAAAAAAGAAAAAAAAAAAAUGACAUUGUACAAACACACAAAUAAAGAAACAGACAGCAUAGAGUCAGAGCCCUCUCCCAAGGCCCAAGUUUUCAAAUGUUUUGGGCAUUUUGUAGACUCAGGAUGAUGAGGCUUUUUCUUCUUUUCUUAAAGUUUCAUACAGUUUGUGUACCAUAGUCAAUGAUGAUUUAAAUGGCAACCAGUUUCCUUUUUCA